AUGUCAGAGAAUAAUGAUAAUACAGAAGAGUCUUUUAGAAUUAAAGUUAUACAUUUACCUCGUUUUAUGGGACAUGGACAGAUAAAGAAAUUAUUAUCUAACAAAUUAAAAGGUAUUAAUUUUAGAAAAUUAAAAUAUGUCAAUAAAAUUUGUUACCUAUCUUUGACAUGCGAGGAUGAUGUUGAGAAAGCUUUAGAAAUUUUAAAUAAAAUAGAAGUUAAGGGGAAACGUCUUGAUGCUCAUAGAACAGGAGAAGCACCAGAUGUCAGGAAGGUAGUAAAAGAUAAACAAAGUUUUGAUCCAAAUAUUGAUGUUAAAGAUAUUGUUACACCAUUUCAUCAUUUGUCUUAUGAUAAACAACUAGAGGAAAAAGAUAAAGCUUCAAAGAUAGUUCUUUGUAAUAUAAUAGAAAAUUUGAAAAAACUGAAUAUAGGUAGUAUUAAUAUUGAUUUAAAAAAUAUUUUACCUUCUCCUAAAAAUAAAGAAUACAGAAAUAAAAAUGAAUUUAAUAUUGGAUAUGAUAAAGAUUCUAAACCAUGUAUAGGUUAUACUGGAGGAAGAUUUGUAGAUGGAAAAAGAGUUCAACUUCCAAUUUAUACAUGUACUCAUCUUACAUCUAACACAAUAUCUAUUGUUAAAGUUCUUGAGGAAUAUGUUAAAAAUAGUUCAUUACCAGUUUUUGAUGAAAUGGAAAAUAAAGGUUUUUGGAAAAUGAUUACAAUUCGUGAUUUUCUUCAAGAUACAAUGUUAAUAGUUACUACUUAUCCACAGGAACUUGAGAUGAAUGAAACUGUUGAAAAAAUUAAACAAGACAUUGUUGAUUUAUUUUUUAAAAAUACAAAAAAUUUUGAAAAUCAAGAAUGUUUUGUUUCAAGUAUUUAUUGGCAGGUUCACAAAGAUUCUUUUGAUCCAAAAGUAUAUACACAUAUUGCUGGAACACCUUACAUUUAUGAAACUAUUCUUGGAACACGUUUUCGUCUUGGACCAGCUUCAUUUUUUCAAACUAAUAGUUAUGGUGCUGCUUUACUUUUUGAGACAAUUUUAAAAUUAUCUGAUGUAUUGAAGGUUGCCGAUCUUCCUGAUGAUAAGAAUUUUUUAUUUUUGGAUAUUUGUUGUGGGGCUGGGGCAAUUUCAUUAACUAUAUAUAAUCAAAUUAUUAAAAAAAAUCCAAAACUUGUUAAUACACAAAAAAUGGCAAUUGUUGGUGUUGAAAUAGUUCCUGAAGCUAUUGAAGAUGCUAAUAAAAAUGCUCAAGAAAAUUCAAUUGAUGAUAAGAUAUGUAAAUUUAUUACAGGAAGUGCUGAAGUGGUUUUUAAAAAUAUGUCUAAACAUAUGCCAAAUGGUUUUGAUUUUAAAAGUGAAACUACGGAAGUUGUUGGUGUUCUUGAUCCACCUAGAGCAGGUAUUAAUGACACAGUAAUUAUAUCAAUACGGAAGUUAAUAUCAAUGAAACGUCUUAUUUAUGUUUCAUGUGACCCUAAAGCUGCAAGUAAGAAUUUAGUUGAUUUAUGUAGAGAUACCUCAAAUAAAUUUGAAGGGGAACCAUUUAAAAUAAAAACUAUUCAACCUGUUGAUAUGUUUCCUCAGACUAAUCAUUUUGAAUGGGUAAUUUUAUUAGAAAGGGAAUGA
Messenger RNA from Strongyloides ratti, 1629 nucleotides. RefSeq names its product tRNA (uracil-5-)-methyltransferase homolog A. Gene Ontology annotation, biological process: RNA processing. NCBI's taxonomy places the organism in Eukaryota, Metazoa, Nematoda, Chromadorea, Rhabditida, Strongyloididae. The coding region runs from base 1 to 1629 and encodes 542 amino acids. The record is from RefSeq and is a predicted model, not a curated record. The transcript has a single exon. Gene Ontology annotation, molecular function: RNA methyltransferase activity.